This is a messenger RNA of Funneliformis caledonium, 583 nucleotides long. NCBI's taxonomy places the organism in Eukaryota, Fungi, Glomeromycota, Glomeromycetes, Glomerales, Glomeraceae. The record is from the annotation of a GenBank genome assembly.
AUGGUUGAAUGUAUUGAAGAUUUUGGUCCUUGUAGAGGAUAUUGGCAAUUUCCAAUGGAAAGGAUGUGUGGAAUGUUAAUUCCAUUAGUUAAAUCACAAAUACAUCCUUAUGCAAAUCUUUGGAAUAAUCUUAUUUUAAAUGAACGAUUUAAUCAUUUAAAAUAUAAAACAAAAUUUUAUAAAUAUAUUUUUCCUGAUGAAAAAGAAAAAGAAUGGCCAUCUCAUAGAGUUUAUACUUCUUCUUUAUAUGAAGAAUAUGAAUUUUAUUCACCAUCAAAAAAAUAUGUUUUAACUUCAACAGAAUUAAAAAAAUUAAAAGAAGCUUAUUCUGCUAUAUAUGAUUUAAAUAUAAAUCAAAUUGAAAUUAAUAUUACAAUUGAUAUGGAUGCAUAUCGUGUAAAUGCAUCUCAAAGACUUGUUAUAGAAGAAAUAUUUGGUGAAAUAGAAUAUUUUAUUAUAAAUGAAUAUAAUGGAUCAAGUCGUAUGUUUGCUUAUAUUCGAAAAAUAGAUAAAUAUAAGGAAGAUAAUUAUGGGCAAAUAUAUUUUAAUAAAUUUAAUGGUUUCCAAUUUAUUGAGGUUAUUG